Frankliniella occidentalis (western flower thrips) is the source of this 6160-nucleotide messenger RNA. Its product is annotated as MBT domain-containing protein 1. Gene Ontology annotation, biological process: regulation of DNA-templated transcription; heterochromatin formation. Gene Ontology annotation, cellular component: nucleus. Gene Ontology annotation, molecular function: zinc ion binding. Lineage: Eukaryota; Metazoa; Arthropoda; Insecta; Thysanoptera; Thripidae. The coding region runs from base 151 to 3276 and encodes 1041 amino acids. The transcript has 15 exons. The record is from RefSeq and is a predicted model, not a curated record.
ACCGUAAGAAAGAAGCUUGCGGGGAAAUGAGGAGGUUGUGUGUGUUUAGGACGCCUGCGACAUUCAAUAUUUAUUUAUUGUUUAAGAGUGUAUAUUCGUCUUCUCAAAAUUAUUUGAUUUUUCCUUGUAAAUAAUAGACUAACAAUAACGAUGGACAUGGCUACAAGCAAUGAACUAGGUCUGGUGUGGAUGGGCAGCAAUGAUAUGCUACUUCAAGCGGAUUCAGAACACAUAUUUCCUCAACAGAAUGAUGGAACGUAUUAUAAUGACACAUCACAAUCAUUACAAUCAUUGGAGGACAUGCGGCCUCAGCUGGGAAUGGAAAAUUUUAUUGGUCUGGAUGAAUAUGAUCCAUAUUGUGGAGAAGAUGGAUCCAAAGUUAUGUCACCAUCCCAGACCCCUCAGCAAAGUGGAACCAAGAAGAUACGACCAGUGAAACAUCCUGGUUUAAAGCUGAAAACUCCCAUAGCAUAUCAAAGUGACACUGAUCCAAGUGUAAUACCAAUCCAGAAAGAUGGCAUGGCUGUUUGUCAGAAUUGUGGAGCCAUUGGAGUGAAGCACGCAUUUUACACCAAGGAGAGACGAUUUUGCAGCUUGGCUUGUUCUAGAGGAGAAAACCCCACCCCAAUUAAGGAUAAUAACGAAAUCAAGCAGGAAACUGCUAACAAUCAAGUUCAACAAAUAGUUCAACCAACCAUGCAACAACAAGUUCAACAUGUGCAACCAGUUCAGAUGCAACAACUGGCUAUGCAACAACAAAUGCAAAUGCAACAGCAACAGUCAAUGCAGGUGUUGAUGCCACAACAAAUGCAGGCUCAGAUUCAAGCCCAAUUACCACCUCAGUUGCAGAGCCAGUUACAGCAAAUGCAGCCUAUCCAGACUCAAAUGAUGGGCAAUGGAUUACAACCUCAGGUCCCAAUGCAAAUGCAACCAAUUGCAGCACAAAUGCAGCAGCUGCCCAUGGGAAUACCUCAAAUGGAUCAACUGCAAAUGCCCGUGCAGCCAAUGCAGAUGCAGUCCCAAGUAGACAUGUCACACAUGCAGUUGAACAUGCCAUUGUCAGCCCAGAUGCAGGUGAUGCAGGCUACUAUGGAAGUUGUGCCUCAGAUGCCUAUGCAGUGUGAAACAAUUCAAACUCACCAAGAAGAAGAUAGACAAGUCGAUCAGAAACAAUGGAUUAGUUCGGAUUCCAAAAGUGAGGACUCUUUGUCAUCCAAUGCAACAACUCGGCCAUAUUCAGCGUUUACCCCACUACCCCCUUUGCAGUUAGAUGAGCCUAUAUUUCCUCCUGAUAAAAAGAGCUGCCCUGAUUUGGCAGGUACAUUUGAAUGGGACUCUAUGUUAAAUGAUCCUGGGUUUUCUGCUGCUCCUGUUUCUUGCUUCCAGCAUGCUCCAAUGGCAGAUAGCUGGGACAACAUCACUGUUGGCAUGAAGGUGGAAGUACAAAACACAGAUUGUGACAACUUUUCUGAGGAUUUUCCAGAUUCAUUUUGGGUUGCGACUGUACUUAAAAUCCAAGGAUACAAGGCCCUGUUACGGUAUGAAGGAUUUGGACAGAACAGUAGUAAAGACUUUUGGGUUAAUUUGUGUUCCUCCAUUGUUCACCAUGUUGGCUGGUGCGCUAUUCGCGGACGUCCUUUAAUCCCUCCAAAAACUGUGGAACACAAGUAUUCUGACUGGAAAGACUUCCUUGUGAAACGUUUAACUGGAGCACGCACACUUCCCUCUACAUUUUACAACAAAGUCCACGACAGUUUGAAGUCAAGGUUCAGGUGUGACUUGAAUGUUGAAGUUGUUGAUAAAAACAGAAUAUCUCAAGUCAAAGUAGCAACCAUUGAGAAGAUAGUAGGAAAACGCUUGCAUGUAAGGUAUUAUGAGACUGAUGAUGAUGACAAUGGAUUUUGGUGUCAUGAAGAUUCAAACCUGAUUCAUCCAGUUGGAUGGGCUCAAAGGGUUGGGCAUCAAAUUGAUGCACCCCCUGAAUAUGUAGAAAGAUGUGCGAUUGGUCAGUGGGAUGAAGAUGAUGCCACAGAUAACAUGUUUCCACUUCAAGUGCGACAACAGCAACAGUUCAAUCAAAUAGCUGUACAGUUAGCCACUCAAAAACAAAGUGGCUUUGUUGAGGGAAUGAAACUGGAGGCAAUUGACCCUUUAAAUCUAUCAUCAAUUUGUGUUGCUACUGUUAUGAAGGUUUUGAAUGAAGGGUAUUUGAUGAUACGAAUUGAAACAUAUGAUGCUGAUGUAAAUUGCUCUGACUGGUUCUGCUACCAUCAAACAUCAGCUUGUAUUUUUGCUCCUGGCUUUUGUGAAGCAAACAACAUCACUUUGACACCACCUAAAGGUUAUGAAGUUGGAACCUUUAACUGGAAUGCUUAUUUGCAAGAAACUCAGUCUGUAGCUGCACCAUCCUUCUUGUUUAAGCAGUGGGAGGUCCCAAAUCAUGGUUUUGUUGAAGAUAUGCACUUGGAAGCAACAGACAUCAUGGACCCUAGACUUGUUUGUGUUGCCACAAUUUCCAGAGUAGUUGGUCGCCUUCUCAGGGUGCAUUUCGAUGGAUGGGAAGUGGAGUAUGAUCAAUGGCUUGAUUGUAGCAGUUCUGAUCUCUAUCCAGUGGGCUGGUGCCAGCUGGUUUCUCACAAACUUGAGGGCCCUAGAGUGGUAUCACCGCCUAAAGUUAAUCCAAAUACAGGCUGUUGGCUCUCUCGUGUAGGACGGACACAACGUGGAGUUCGUGGCAGACGAGGUCGUAGAGGCAUGCCAAAGAGACGACCUGGCAUGAAAAAGAGUCCAGGUGGUACUUUAUUAUCUACCCACGUUCCUGCUAUGGGUGAUGCAGCUGUGCCCAUGUUAAUGCAGGUUGACUCAUUUUCAGAUACAGGCAGUGACCAAGGUUUAUCCCACGAGGGUUUCUCUGAACUACCAACAGAAGCUGAAGGGUCACACCAUCAAUUUGAUGUUGGUGUCACAGCUAAGGUAAUCCCUCGCCUCAUUGACAACUCCAGUUCUUUGCUGGGAGAGCUCAAUCCUAAUGAAUGGGAUGUAAAUGAUGUCUCACAUUUUCUCAAAGUGAAUGAUUGUGCUGCAUACUGUGACAAUUUUGCCAGGAAAAGUAUAAAUGGAAAAGCUUUGCUCAAUCUCACCAAAGAGGAGGUAAUGGCUUUGUCUGGUAUGAAAGUUGGGCCUUCCCUUAAGAUUUCAGACCUUAUCCAGCAGCUUCGCAUCAAGGUAAACCCAGCACAGGAACGUGCCAAGGCAGGGUACAAGAAACUUCUUUAGGUUAUAUCAGAAUGAAUUUAGAUGGUCUCUUUCAUGUGUAGAAAGUAUUUGAAUUUCAGAUGUUUUCAUCAAACUGUUAAGUAUGACAAAUAUUUUCUCAUCAUUUUAGUUUUUAUUCAAUUUCUGAUCUACAUAUCACAACACCUGGUUGCAAAUUGGCUUUCUUUUGUUUUUCAACAUGAAGUAUGUUUGUUUUUCAAGGUGGCACUGAAAUCACGUCGUAUAAUAUCUGGCUCCUAUUAUAUGAGUCAUAGUGUAUGUCAUAGUGAUUACUUUUUCUGGUAUUUCAGUUAGCCAUCAUACUUAAAGUGCUUGGAUUAGCUUCUCUUUGAAUUUCUACUUUUCUGAAACUUGUGACCAGUGAUAAUAUUUUUCUUUGUAAGUUUACAAUUUUUUUUGUAAACUGGGUUGAGCUGUAUGAAUGGAUAUAUUUAUUUACAAGAUGAAGAUGAUGGAUCAAUAAUUAUCUUGAUAAGUACGACUAUGUGCACACUUUAAUGGGAAGUUUGCUGAUUUGUUAUGAGAACCAUCUUAUUGAUAAUACUAUGUUUUUUAAUGAUUAAAUGAUAAGAAUGAUUUAGAAAUGUAGUUUAGCCUUAAAACAUGAAUCGCUAGGAAAUGCUGAGGAGAUUUUAUUUUUGUACAACCACUUUGUUACACAGUUCGUAACAUUAAAUUUCCUAUUGUUGAUAAAUAGGUUUUGCACUUGAAGUCAUUAAUUUUGAAUGUGAGAUCCUGUUGAAAACAGGACUUGCAGCAAUAUGAUUGGAAACAGAAGUUUCUGGGGGAGUUACAAAGCAAGGUAUUAGGUUAGAUUUCUGGUUAUGCUUCUUGAUAAAUGUUAAAUGUUAUCUCUUCUACCGCUGUGACCUCUUACAGGAGCAUGUUAGCCUGUUUCUGAAUUCUACAUUUUCUAAUGAAGUUGAGUGUUCUCUUGAAGAAACCACUAACUUGAAUUUGUGUCAUUCAGAUUAUGCCUUAUACAUCUAAGUCCAUGAAGGAGACAAAUGUCUGCAAUUUUACACCAAACAAGCAAUAAUCCCCAGCGGGUACUGUAAUUUUUGAGAUUUAUUUAUUUGCUAAAUUUGCCAAAGUUCCCGUGUCUAUUGGUCUUGUUAGCCUAUCCAUAGCACUGUUCAAUCAACUACAGAUUAGUAUCUAGUGUGAUUUGUUGUUUUAUAAUUGUAGUAAUCUCAGGGGUUUCUGUUAUCUACAUGAUCAUGCGCUUAAUAGGUUUUGUAUCACAUAUUACCUAGACAGGUGUUUUGUGAAACUGAGAGCAAUCAUCAUAAGACUUCUUUUUUAAUUCAUCUCAAUUGCUAUUUUUAUCCAGUCAUUGCUAAUUAUAUGAAUGUUGUUUAGAAAUUAAGUGUGUCAGAUGUUGUUAAAAAUUUCAGGGAAUGAUCAGAACGUCAUUUAAAGGAAAGUAGGUUCAGUCCAAAGGUGAUGAGGAAUGUGUUGUUAAUCUGCCUUCAAUUUUACACAUGUCAACCACACUGUAAUGUAGGCAUUCCUUGGCUGUGAAAUAAGUAAUUUUGACACAUUAUUUUCUUAUUUGCUGUUACGUCAGCAAUGCGUGAUUUUGUGAAGAGUGUUGUAAUGUGUCAUCCUUGUCUACUGAAAUGAUCACUAUGAGAUACAUUCUCUCUUCUACACUGCAAGUGGUAUGUAAUUACUCAUUUGGUGAGAGGCGCCACCUUGAUUUCAUAUUUGGAGGGUGUAUUAGGUUUCCUCAUUCUAUACCGUACCGUACUUCACUUUAAAUUGUAAUAACAUUGGUAUCACGUUUUAGCUAAUAUGUUAUUAUGAAAGGACCUGAUUAUUUGAAGUAUGUAACUAAGAAACAAGCUUGAGUAAUCUUUGUUAACUUGGUAGUUCAUUUUCUCUGCGUGACGCUUUCAACAUGAAGUAGGUAAUGAAUUAAUUUUGUCUUUUAAUUCCGCUUCUCAUCUCAAAAUGAUUUGAUUACGUACAACCAAAGUUUAUUUAGUUUUGUGGUUGGUAUUUUUGAAGCUUGUGUUUAUUCUUACAGAGCUCAAAAAAUUAACUUAUUCUGUACUUUGGUCUGCCAUAGUUCCAUUCAAUAGUUCAAUGGCAACCAAUUGAUUCUUUGAAUAUGAAGAAAUGUCAAAAAUUUUCAUACAUAUUUUUUUUAGAGGAUAAUUGUCUAAUUUUUAAAAAUUUUCUUGUUCCUCAUUUUUAUUUUAAAAUUCUUUUGAUUCAGAAUCUUUCUUUUCUUGAAGCAAGAAUAUGCAUCUACCAUUAAAAUUUUAAGUUGUACAAGCACCUUGCUGCAUAAAUCCAAGAAAUGGAAACAUAAUGCCAGCUGCUUUUCAUUUAUUUGGUAUCCUUAGUUAAGAUGUUUUACUUGGUCCUCAUAUUUUUCACUUAGCAUUUGCAUUGUCAUCAUAGGGCCUAGCAUAGUUAUUCCUAACCAUUAUCACGAGGCCAUUUUCUCUUCACUCAGUGAUUUUACUGUAGACUGAUGUAUUACCCAAAUUGACCCACAUUCAUUCAUUUGUAAAUAUUGCAGGUUUACCCUGUUGCCGUAUGCUCUCGAAAGAGUAGUAUGUGCACCAAGGGAGACAAUGAUUGUUAAGGAAGGUAGGGGCAUGGUAGGGAUGCUGGACAGCCCAGACCUUCCCCCUUUGCGGAUUUGCCAAAAUUGCCUUUUUAUUUUUCAUGUAAAUAGUCUCAAAGCUUAUAAAUUCAUCCACUCAGAGGACACCUCUGGAUUCGCCUACCAUUAAGACUGCAUUUAGGAACCAAGGAACUAUUUAUACACCCCUAUUGAAAUGUAUAAUAAAAUGAUGUUGGUGGGGUCAGAUAUUUUUAUUCUGAUCUCACCUUUUUCAAAAUACAUGUGGCAGUUUUCAAUCAGCUA